Molecule: messenger RNA, 3316 nt
Organism: Teleopsis dalmanni
Lineage: Eukaryota; Metazoa; Arthropoda; Insecta; Diptera; Diopsidae
Gene: betaCOP
Product: coatomer subunit beta
Exons: 9
Coding region: 344-3211 (955 amino acids)
Biological process (GO): intra-Golgi vesicle-mediated transport; intracellular protein transport; endoplasmic reticulum to Golgi vesicle-mediated transport
Cellular component (GO): COPI vesicle coat; cytoplasm
Molecular function (GO): structural molecule activity
Source: RefSeq, a predicted model, not a curated record
UUAGUAGAGUAUGUCGAACUGCAAUGAAAUUGUAUUUUGGAGUACGUGGUAAAUGAAAGUUUUCUAAAAACAGAAAUUGUUUAAUAAGCUUGUUACUGAUUAAUGAAUCGGUAAACUUAUAAAAAAAAUCACUUAUGUUACGUCUUAAUCUAUGAUACAAAAUUUGCAAAUUGUGUCAACGCUUAUUUUGCUUUUUUUGUCACGUCAAUCGUUGACACGUCAAUCGGCUGAAGCGAGUUUGUCUCUUCAUUUAUAGUGUAUUAUACCACAAAAAAUUAUUACACUAAUUAUAUUAAAUAAUAAUACUUUUUUGCAUAUAAAAAUAAAGCUAAAAAUUAAUACCAUGGCACUCGCUGAGGUACCUUGUUAUACCAUAAUUAAUUCCCCCGAUAUUGAAGUGCCUAAUGAAAUGCAAUUGAAGCAAGAUUUGGAAAAAGGCGAUACAAAUGUCAAAAUUGAAACAUUAAAGAAAGUUAUUCAGUUGUUGUUAAAUGGGGAACGUUUAUCCGGUCUCAUUAUGACAAUAAUACGAUUUGUUCUACCAGUUCAGAAUCACACAAUCAAAAAGUUGUUACUAAUAUUCUGGGAAAUUGUUCCAAAAACGUCAGCCGAUGGUAAGUUGCUGCAGGAAAUGAUUUUAGUGUGUGAUGCAUAUAGAAAGGACUUGCAACAUCCAAAUGAAUUUCUACGUGGAUCUACACUUCGGUUUUUGUGCAAGUUGAAAGAGCCGGAAUUAUUGGAGCCACUUAUGCCUGCUAUUCGCGCUUGUUUAGAGCAUCGCCAUUCGUAUGUGCGUCGAAACGCAGUAUUAGCAAUUUUUACAAUAUAUAAAAACUUUGAUUGGCUUGUGCCUGAUGGACCAGAAUUGAUAGCUAACUUUCUAGAUACACAACAGGAUUUAUCGUGUAAACGAAAUGCUUUCCUAAUGUUGUUGCAUGCUGAUCAAGAAAGAGCUCUUAAUUAUCUCGCUUCAUGCAUUGACCAAGUAAAUAACUUUGGUGACAUCUUACAAUUAGUUAUUGUGGAACUCAUAUACAAAGUAUGCCAUGCAAAUCCUACUGAACGGUCGCGAUUCAUACGCUGUAUUUAUAACUUACUAAAUUCUUCAUCAAAUGCAGUCAGAUAUGAGGCAGCUGGAACGCUUAUAACGUUAUCUUCAGCACCAACUGCCAUCAAAGCUGCUGCAGGCUGCUACAUUGAGCUUAUUGUUAAGGAAAGCGACAAUAAUGUCAAGCUUAUCGUUUUGGAUCGACUAAUUGCAAUGAAAGAAAAUGAAAAUAUGGAAAAAGUUAUGCAGGAUCUUGUUAUGGAUAUACUAAGAGUCUUAGCUUCGCCUGAUAUUGAAGUACGACGCAAGACAUUGGCCUUGGCAAUGGAUUUAGUUUCAUCCCGUAAUAUUGGAGAAAUGGUAUUAGUACUGAAAAAAGAAGUUUCUAAAACACAUAAUAUUGAACAUGAGGAUACUGGAAAAUACCGGCAAUUGCUUGUUCGUACCUUGCAUUCUUGUUCGAUUAAAUUUCCUGAUGUAGCUGGCAAUGUAAUCCCAGUGUUGGUUGAAUUUUUGUCAGAUACAAAUGAAUUAGCUGCUGCAGAUGUAUUGAUCUUUAUACGAGAAGCUAUACAGAAAUUCCCACAGUUACGAAAAUUAAUAAUAGAACGUUUGCUUGAAUCGUUUCUACAAAUAAAGUCGUCUAAAAUACAUCGGGCUGCAGUUUGGAUUUUAGGUGAAUACGUAGAUUCAUGUGAUCAAAUACAAGAGGUAAUUGAUGUUAUUCUUCAAACUCUUGGCGAAAUACCCAUGGUAGAAGCAGAACAGCGCCGCCUAACAGGUGAAACACAAGAAGAAUCAGAGCAGAUUGCUGCUAAUUCAACCACUUCUCCGAGUACUAACAAGGUUACUUCAGAUGGUACAUAUGCCACACAAAGUGCUUUCAGUUUGGCCCCAGUAACUAAGAAAGAAAAACGUCCACCACUACGGCAAUACAUGAUGGAUGGUGACUUCUUUAUUGGUGCCGCAUUAUCUGCCACACUUACAAAACUAGCUUUACGCUAUGCAGACUUAGAAAAUGAUUUGCACAAACAGAAUCGUUUAACUACACAAGUAAUGCUCAUUAUGAGCUCCAUAUUGCAUUUAGGAAAAUCUGGUUUUGCUUCCAAAAUUAUAACCAACGAUGACAUUGAUCGUAUCUUUAUUUGUCUACGGACUUUAAGCGAGGGCACAUUAGAAGCUGUAGAAGUUUUUAAACAUUAUUGCCGCGAUGCUUUAGGUAAGAUGUUAGAUGCGCAGCACGAAGAAGACGAACGUGUUUUAAAGGAAAAACAAAAAUCAACCGCUAAAGUCCAACCAGAUGAUCCAGUUACAUUCAAUCAGCUUUCCAAUGGUCGCGAUAGCCUUUUGGGUGAAAAUGUAUUUGAAUCAAGUCUAAAUCAAGCACUUGCUGGCACAAAGCAUACCAACCUAAGCGAUGUUACAUCUCCAAAUAACAAACUAAAUAAAGUCACUCAAUUAACUGGAUUCUCUGAUCCAGUAUAUGCUGAAGCGUAUGUUAAUGUCAAUCAAUAUGACAUUGUGUUAGAUGUCCUCAUUGUUAACCAAACAAACGAUACAUUACAAAAUUGUACACUUGAGUUAGCUACUUUAGGCGACUUAAAAUUAGUGGAACGUCCACAUCCAGUCGUUCUAGCACCACACGAUUUCUGUAAUAUUAAAGCGAAUGUCAAAGUUUCUUCUACGGAAAACGGAAUAAUAUUUGGUAACAUCGUUUAUGAUACUUCAACUAAAACAAAUGUGGUCGUUCUAAACACCAUACACAUUGACAUAAUGGAUUACAUUAUACCUGCUAGUUGCACUGACACCGAAUUCAGGCAAAUGUGGCAAGACUUCGAAUGGGAAAAUAAAGUAACUGUCAAUACAACCUUUACGGAUUUGCAUGAGUACUUAAAACAUUUGCUAAAGAGCACAAACAUGAAAUGUUUGACACCAGAGAAGGCUUUGUCCGGACAAUGUGGAUUUAUGGCUGCCAAUAUGUACGCAAAAUCGAUUUUCGGAGAGAAUGCACUCGCUAAUUUAAGUAUUGAAAAACCAGUUGACAAUCCCGAUUCGAAAGUAACUGGACAUAUUCGUAUUCGCGCAAAAAGUCAAGGAAUGGCACUUAGUUUAGGUGAUAAAAUAAGUUCAUCUCAGAAGCAAUCCGUGCAGGCUGCAGCCUAAAUAUUUUAAUAAUUGAAAUACUAUCUACUGCUUUUAAAUUUUUUAUUUUAAUUCUAUUGAUACGAGCUAACGCUCUUUAAUCCCUAUUAAAUAUGUAUAAUCAAA